UUGAUAACAGUUUCAGCCACGCCCCUUACCUGGCUUUUCCAGACAAAUCAGUAAUCCUCUGAUAGCGACUGUGACAGCUCCAGCCUUUCAUAUUAUUAUCGUUAUUAUUUCAAACUGGCACGGUAUUUUAUAAUUUGUGCCUUUUUAGAUUCCACGGUUACAUUUCCGGGCUGUCAGAACGGGCUGACUGAACUUACGAACCGGUAACCACACAGAGGCCAUAAGCUAGCUAGCCCAGCUGUCUCUACAGUCCAACUGCCGAGUGCUCUUUGUCCGUUCAAGUCAGCUAGCAGCAGGCGCUGUGUUAUCUGUCAGUGAGCAAACGCCGGAGUUUACAAUUCUGUUUCAUUUCCCCCGGUUUGACGAGAAUCUAGUGAACCAAGAUAGGCGGCUUGGGAACCAAGAUGUCAAAUCGAGUGGUGUGCAGAGAAGCAAGUCACGCCGGGAGUUGGUACUCAGCUUCGGGAUCCCAGCUGAAUGCACAACUAGAGGGCUGGCUGUCCCAAGCACAGUCCACAAUCAGACCUGCUAGAGCCAUCAUUGCGCCCCAUGCUGGGUAUACCUACUGUGGUGCUUGUGCAGCACAUGCUUACAAGCAGGUGGAUCCCUCUGUAACUCGUAGGGUGUUCAUUCUGGGACCUUCACACCAUGUGCCCCUCUCCCGCUGUGCCCUGUCACCUGCAGACGUCUAUAGAACGCCCCUCUAUGACCUGAGAAUCGACCAGAAGGUUUACGCAGACCUCUGGAAGACCGGGUUGUUUGAGAGGAUGAGUCUACAGACAGAUGAAGAUGAGCACAGUAUUGAAAUGCACUUGCCUUACACUGCUAAAGCCAUGGAGAGCCACAAAGAUGAGUUCAGCAUUGUUCCUGUGCUUGUGGGUGCUCUGAGUGAGUCUAAGGAGCAGGAAUAUGGGAGGCUGCUCAGCAAAUACCUGGCAGAUCCUUCUAACCUUUUCAUAAUCUCUUCUGACUUCUGCCACUGGGGCCAGCGGUUUCGGUACACGUACUACGAUGAGUCUCAAGGAGAGAUCUACAGAUCUAUUGAGCAUCUUGAUAAAAUGGGGAUGGGCAUUAUAGAGCAACUGGAUCCCGUUUCUUUCACCAACUACUUGAAGAAGUACCGUAACACCAUCUGUGGACGUCACCCUAUUGGAGUGCUGCUAAAUGCUGUGGCCGAGCUUAGGAAGUCUGGUUUAGAAAUGAACUUUUCUUUCCUGAACUACGCCCAGUCGAGUCAGUGCAGGAACUGGCAGGACAGCUCCGUGAGUUAUGCUGCUGGGGCGCUCAUCGUUCAUUGAGGUCAGCUUCUGCAGGGGCCACUGCAACGCCGCCACCCUGCCCUUACUAUCUUAAUGCCAUAACCUUGACCCAUGAUUCUCCGAUUCCUAUCCCGAUGCCCCCCCCAACUCCCUCAGUAAUGCCCACUAUGUGCAGGAAAAACUUAGAUAAUUGAAGCCAAUAAAAUAAUUUCCCUUAA
Gambusia affinis (western mosquitofish) is the source of this 1477-nucleotide messenger RNA. RefSeq names its product mediator of cell motility 1 (gene memo1). Bases 405 to 1298 code for a protein of 297 amino acids. NCBI's taxonomy places the organism in Eukaryota, Metazoa, Chordata, Actinopteri, Cyprinodontiformes, Poeciliidae. The record is from RefSeq and is a predicted model, not a curated record. The transcript has 9 exons.